Molecule: messenger RNA, 1203 nt
Organism: Acanthosepion pharaonis
Lineage: Eukaryota; Metazoa; Mollusca; Cephalopoda; Sepiida; Sepiidae
Source: the annotation of a GenBank genome assembly
AUGCCUGAUUAUUUAGGAAACGAUCAGAGGAAAGUCAAAGAUGAUGAGCCAGACAAAGAGAAACCCAUUCAAGCUCUUGAUGAAGGUGAUAUUGCCCUCUUAAAAACUUAUGGUGUUGGGCAGUAUAGCAAACUUAUUAAAGCUUGUGAAGAAGAUGUGCAGAACAAUCUUAAGAAAGUUAAUGAACUUACAGGACUAAAAGAAUCAGACACAGGAUUGGCCCCACCAGCUUUAUGGGAUUUAGCAAAUGAUAAACAGAAUCUGCAAAAUGAUCAACCCCUACAGGUUGCUCGUUGUACAAAGAUUAUAAAUGCUGACUCUGACGACCCUAAAUACAUCAUCAAUGUAAAACAGUUUGCCAAGUUUGUGGUGGACCUCGGUGAUCAUGUGGCUCCCACAGACAUCGAAGAAGGAAUGCGAGUUGGUGUGGAUAGAAAUAAAUACCAAAUUCACAUUCCGUUACCACCCAAAAUUGAUCCAACUGUUACCAUGAUGCAGGUAGAAGAGACUCCAGAUGUAACAUAUGAAGACAUUGGUGGCUGUAAGGAACAAAUUGAAAAACUGCGUGAAGUUGUGGAAACACCCUUACUUCAUCCUGAAAGAUUUGUAGAUCUUGGAAUCGAGCCUCCAAAAGGUGUUCUUCUAUUUGGUCCUCCUGGAACUGGUAAAACUUUGUGUGCUCGAGCUGUAGCUAACAGAACUGAUGCUUGCUUUAUUAGAGUCAUUGGUUCUGAAUUGGUACAGAAAUAUGUUGGAGAGGGUGCACGUAUGGUUCGUGAACUUUUUGAAAUGGCCAGAAACAAAAAAGCCUGUAUUAUAUUUUUUGAUGAAAUUGAUGCAAUUGGGGGUGCCAGGUUUGAUGAUGGAGCUGGUGGUGACAAUGAAGUGCAAAGGACUAUGCUGGAAUUAAUCAACCAGUUGGAUGGCUUUGAUCCUCGAGACCAUGAGGGACGAACACAAAUCUUUAAAAUUCAUGCAAAGCCAAUGAAUGUGGAAAAGAAGAUCCGCUUUGAAAUGUUAGCUAGGAAAUGUCCCAACAGUACAGGUGCUGAAAUCCGCAGUGUGUGUACAGAAGCAGGGAUGCUGGCUAUAAGAGAACGGAGAAAACUAGCUACAGAGAAAGAUUUCCUUAAUGGGGUCCAUCAAGUAAUCAAAGCUCUGGCUAAAUUUAGUGCCACACCUCGUUACAUGACUUAUAAUUAA